Rana temporaria (common frog) is the source of this 1254-nucleotide messenger RNA. Its product is annotated as allurin-like. The record is from RefSeq and is a predicted model, not a curated record. Bases 186 to 821 code for a protein of 211 amino acids. The transcript is spliced from 8 exons. Gene Ontology annotation, cellular component: extracellular region. Lineage: Eukaryota; Metazoa; Chordata; Amphibia; Anura; Ranidae.
AAACUUCAACGAACAAAGUGACAUUUCAAACAAAUGGAUUUGUUAGACAGCCAAUCUUUUAGACAGGGCACGCCUUGUGGCUUUCUGUGAACCUCAUAAUACCUACCAGAUCUGAUUCUCUUCUUUCUUUGCAAUUCCAUCUUUCACACAGACUGAAUUAGAAAAAGAACAUUUAUACUUGAGCCAUGUUUCCCACAAAUGUAUUCGCCAUUAUUUGCUUAUUUGCAAUGCUACAUUUAUCAAAUGGAGCUUUACAAAACUAUCAAGCCCAAAGCAAGGUUGACAAAGUGGGGACUUGGAUAAAAGAAAACCAAAAUGAAAUUGUACGUUGCCACAAUGACGUGAGGCGCAAAGUAGAUCCGCCAGCCAGUGACAUGAGCAAACUGACUUGGAAUGCCAACGCUGCCAAAAAUGCGCAACAUGUUGCAGACCUGUGCAUUCAAAAGCACAGCCAUCCAUCCAAACGGAUAAUAACAGAGCCAUUUGUCACUACUUGUGGGGAAAACCUCUAUUUUUCAUCGGCUAAGGAUCCAUGGAAACACGCAGUUGAUGAUUGGUUCAGUGAAAACAAUGAAUUUGUUUAUGGGUAUGGAGCUAAAACACGAGGUGAUGUAAUCGGACACUAUACUCAGGUUGUUUGGUCAGAUAGCUCGUUGGUGGGAUGUGGUUAUCAAUAUUGUCCUAACCUGCCAUAUAAAAACAUAUAUGUCUGCCAUUACUGCCCAGCGGGAAAUUCGGAUAAUGAAUUAAAAAAACCCUAUGAAAAAGGAAAUCCAUGUUCCAAAUGCAAAGGGAAAUGUGAAAACAAAUUAUGUGUUUAAAUAAUCAGCAGCACAAUUGGCAAAAUGGGCCUAACAUUGAGAAGAGGAAUCAGAUCAGAUGUAUACAAUCAAAAGUAUUCUAGAACAAGUGAUUUUCUUUCAAUAGUUUGUUUUAAUUCUAUAAACCUUAUGUUUAGCAUUUCUGCAAUAGCAAAUAUAAUGCACAAUUCAUAUUUGAUUCAUGUUCAGGUCCUAGGAGUACCAAAUUUGAUAGCUUAAAGUAUACUAUGGUCUUUCCUACACUUCAAAUCCCAUGUGUACAUGGACUCAGACAUUGUUCUUUAUAUUCAUUUAUAAGGUUUAAAUGUAGACAACCUUUUUCACUCUGUAUCAUCCUAAACCAAAUUCUCCCACUGUUUUAAACUUCUAAAAGUUAGCACAACAUGUUUACUGCUGGUAAAUGCAUUAGCCAAAUAAAAAACCUUUGAACACC